This is a messenger RNA of Vigna radiata var. radiata (mung bean), 692 nucleotides long. RefSeq lists its product as uncharacterized. Bases 57 to 656 code for a protein of 199 amino acids. The record is from RefSeq and is a predicted model, not a curated record. The transcript has 8 exons. Lineage: Eukaryota; Viridiplantae; Streptophyta; Magnoliopsida; Fabales; Fabaceae.
GUGUGUGUGUGUGUAAGAGUCAUAGUGGAAGAAAUUGGAAAGUAGUGAGGAAAAUCAUGUCAUCUGCUACUUCCAUUGGAUUAUCAGCAAAUUCGUGGUUGCGCUGUCACGUAUCAAUGCCUCCUUCAUGUUUUCCAGUUUCAGUGUCUUAUUCUUCUUCUUCGAACUCUUCUAAGUUCUGCCAUUAUAUUCGGAGAGCAUCUUCUGAAGGUCUUCCUAAUGAGGUGGUUGAAGACUCCAAAUUCGUUCCUUUGAAUGCUGAGGAUCCUAUAUAUGGUCCACCUGCCUUAUUGUUGUUGGGCUUUGAAGCAGAAGAAGAUUUGAAGAUCCAACAGCUUUUAAAAGAGUUAGAUGGUGAAUUCCUGAAGGUCAUCUAUUGCACAGAAGACAUGAUUACAAGUUCACUUUGGGAGGCAAUGCAUACAACACAGCAGAGUUUGGAAGAGGUCAAGAUAGCCAAGUCACUACCCCGGAUAUGUUUCUUGUCUGGUUUAAGCGGAGAGGAGAUGAUGAUGUUCAUAGAUUCUUUUCCGGAAACUGGACUAAAACCAGCUGCAUUUGCUGCACUUGUUCCCAACAGUGCUAAUAAACCCCUGCAGGAAUUGAUAGAAGAAGUAAAGGGAGACCAUGAGAUGUUGACUGGAGAAGAGUUAUGAAGAUCUGAAUUCCCAUUGAAUCCAGGGAAGCUAUUG